AAAGGGGAGUAAGAUGCCUAUCCUAGUCCCUCUCUUCGGGCUCUUCAUCUCAAGAGGAACAAACAAGAGCAAACUCAGUGUCGAGAGGCCCCAAACCGGACUCUCCCACAGAGAGGUGCUCGGUCCCAAGCCCCGGAGGCCCGGGAAGGCCGCCUCCGGAGGAGCCCCCGCAGACGCCAUACCAAAAGCCAAAAUGGCUGCCCCGAGGAGGCCCGCACCGCGUAGCCAGUGAAGGUUGGGGAGCAAGCUUCUGCGGGAAAGAGGGAGGGGGACUCCAGGAAAAGCCGUUGAGAGGACCAUCACAACCUGAGCAGCACAGGUUCCAGUUACAGCCAUCCCUUGUCAUAACUUUUGAACUGUAUUUGGAAAAAUACUGGCCAGGAAAGAAAAAUGAUAAAAUUUUUCCUCAUGGUGAAUAAACAAGGGCAGACUCGACUUUCUAAGUACUAUGAACAUGUGGAUAUUAAUAAGCGUACACUUCUGGAAACAGAAGUCAUAAAGAGCUGUCUCUCUCGAUCCAAUGAACAAUGCUCUUUCAUUGAAUAUAAGGAUUUUAAGCUGAUAUAUCGGCAGUAUGCAGCUCUCUUCAUUGUGGUUGGAGUUAAUGACACUGAGAACGAGAUGGCUAUUUAUGAAUUCAUUCAUAACUUUGUGGAAGUUUUAGAUGAGUAUUUCAGCCGAGUGAGUGAAUUAGAUGUAUCCUUUUUCAAUACGGUUUUCCACGGUACUUGGCAAAUGCACUCUGGUCCUUAUCAGGAACCAAUUGAUGAAUUUCCCAAAAUAUGCUCAGCCCUGGAGCCCCAGCAGGCUUGCUUUUCUCCAGACAGUUCAUCAUUCAAAGGAGCUGCCUCCACCACCCCCAUCUACUGAAUAGCCAGGGGAGGGCACCAAUGAAUAGCACAGUAUGGGAGACACACCAACUACUCUUCAAAUCAGUGCGUACCUGCUCUACGCGUGAAGGUACAGAAAACCUCCACAGCCUUUUCAGUAUUUGGUGCCUUUAAAGAGGCCUAAGGACUUAGUUUAUUUUGGCUAGACUGGAAUGCAGCAGUACUGCCUUCAGGCCUGGACAGCCAGGGGCUCCUCGGGCCCUGUGCUCUAGAAGGCCCAUUCUGUGUCUGCUUCACCAGCACCCUUUCCCCAUCAUGGGGCAGACGCUCACCAGCCCUCACUAUCUACUGCUUGACCAUCCUCUGACUUCCUGGGCCCCUAGAAUUUAUAAGGUCCCUAGAUAUCCCAGAACCUGCCACCAUGGCCUCUGCAAGCCUCUCCUCCACCUUCACCCCAAGACUAGGGGCAGGAAUGAUAAGAAGGCUGGGUGGUAGCUGGGAUGUCCCACCUACGUGCCUGGGGAGAGAAGCGAGAGCAGGCUGGAGUCUCUACUUUGUAUUCUUGUGAGGCACAAAUAUAGGCUAGAAUCCAGGCCCCACAAAUAUAGGCUAGAAUCCGGAAUGUUUUCUUGAUUUAAAGACAUCUUUAGGCCGGGCACAGUGGCUCACGCCAGUAAUCCCAGCACUUUGGAGGGCUGAAGCAGGAGGAUUGCUUGAGGCCAGGAGUUUGAGACCAGCCUGGGCAACAUAGGGAGACCCAGUCCCUAUAAAAAAAUUUAAAAAGCCAGGCAUUGGUGGUGUGUGCCUAUAGUCCCAACUACUAGGGAGGCUGAGGUGGGAGGAUCGCUUGAGCCUGGGGGACUGAGGCUGCAGUGAGCCAUGAUUGUGCCACUGCACUCCAAUCUGGCAACAGAGCAAGACCUUGUCUUUAAAAAUAAAAAUAAAAACAUCUUUACAACAUUCCUGUUUGUAUUUCAUAAACUCAAAAUCUCAAAGACUGAGCAGUUGAUUCUAGAGCCCUAAAGCUCUGGUGGGUUGUGUGAAGAAACCCUGAUUCAUGUCCCUUUUAUUGCAGUUGAGGGUGGGGCAUAGGAAGGGCCUCAAUGCUGUGUUCACUCUCUGUGACUCCGCCAACAUCUGCCAUGGUGCUUCCUGGAGAAUGAUGGUGUGCAGGCAACAGUGAUCAGCACCACCAUGGUUUGCAGUCAGGCCUCGAUCAGGCCCACUGUGGGCAUCUACCUCUAGUUCCAUCAGCUUCCUAAAAUCUGAAAUACUUUUAGAGAUCCAGAAACCAGAAUAGGGUUUCUCCAAGUGGGAGAUAAUGUCAGCCUGAUUUAAUGAGAAAUUGCAAAAAUACUUGUUCAAACUGAGGCUAUAGGAAUACCAGCCAGAAGAACAAACAAAUUCUUCAGGGAAGCAUCCAGCACUGAAGUGGCAGCUUCUAAAUGAACUGAAAUUUUCUGCAUGUUCUCUCAGAAAGUUACAGUGUUAAUUAAUUAAUAAAAUCAUUACAAAAGAAUUUCUUCCGAGGUAUGAUGGAGCAUGUGAUGACUUCAGGAAUGGCUUGAUUUUUUUGUUUGUUUGUUUGUUUUUUGAGACAGAGUCUCACUCCAGGCUGGAGUGCAGUGGUGUGAUCUUGGCUCACUGCAACCUCCGCCUCCCAGGUUCAAGCUAUUCUCCUGCCUUAGCCUCCCGAGUAGCUGGGAUUACAGGCGUACACCACCGCACCUGGCUAGUUUUUUUGUAUUUUUAGUAGAGACGGGGUUUUGCCAUGUUGGCCAGGCUGGUUUCCAACUUCCGACUUCAGGUGAUCCGCGUCCCUUGGCCUCCCAAAGUGCUGGGAUUACAGGCAUGAGCCACCACGCCCAGCCAGGAAUGGCUUGAUAUUAUCAGAAAAGAGUAAACCAGCUCCACUUUCCUUGAAGGUUAUAUUUAGAGUUGUAGGAGCCGGAUACUUUGGAGCUAGGAGAAACCUACACAAUCAUCAGGUAAAAACCUCACUUUUAAAAAUUAAUGUAAAAAAAUUUUUUUACAGUCAGGGUCUUGCUCUGUUGCCCAGGCUUGAGUGCAGUGUUGUGAUCAUAGCUCACUGCAGCCUCAAACUCCUGGGCUCAAGCAAUCCUUCCACCUCAGCUUCCAGAGUAGGAAAACAAAAAUAUCAAGGAAAAAAAAAAUAGAUCUGGGAAUACAGACACGCACCACCACACCCAGCUGGCUAAUUUAAAAAAAUUUUUUAAAAUAAAAACAGCAUUUCACUAUGUUGCCUAGGCUGGUCUUGAACUCUGGAGCUCAAGCGAUCCUCCCACCUUGGCCUCCCAUAGGGCUGGGUGAGUCACUGUUGGCUGGUUUAAAACCUCACUUUUUAGAUUAAAAGGCUGAGGUCCAAAGAGGUUCUGUGACAUGUCCCAAUCCAUAGAGCUACUUUAGGGCAGAGCUGGUACUAGUUUCUGGGUUUCUAGGGCCCUUGACUCUAGGAUUAUAAAUUGGGUAGGUUAAAUUUGACUUUUUUUUCUUUUUAUUUUUCUUCUCUGAGACGGAGCCUUGCUCUGUUGUCCGUGCUGGAGUGCAGUGGUGCAAUCUCAACUCAUUGCAACCUCUGUCUCCCACGUUCAGGUGAUCCUCCUGCCUUAGCCUCCUGAGUAGCUGGAAUUACAGGCCUGCCACCAUGCCUGGCUAAUUUUUGUAUUUUUAAUAGACACAGGAUUUCGCCAUUUUGGCCAGGCUGGUCUUGAUCCCCUGACCUCAAGUGAUCUGUCCACCUUGGCCUCCCAAAGUGUUGGGAUUACAGGUGUGAGCCACUGCACCCGGCCUAAAUUUGACAUAUUUUUAAAAAAUUAAUCAUCUGGAGUAGACUGUGGCAAUUUAGUCUCAAUAAAACAUGCCUGUCACCAUGGUGCCUUGGUGUUGUCGAAGCUUUUUUCUGAAUAAGGGGAGAUGUUUUAGAGAAAUGCCUUUGGUUGGAAGAGUCAGAAAGGAUGAAAAAAUUUGAGAGUAUCUAUGAAUGUCUUGUUGAGAACAUGCUCUCCAAAAGUGGAGUUCACAUUCAGAUUUCAAAACAUCUUUUUUCCUUUUGAAAAUAUUAAAUGGAAAGCCUCGUUGCCAGAGAGUGAGGACUGGCCUGUGGGUCCGAGGGAACGUGUGCAGCUGUUCCUCCGUGGGAAGGGCAGGCAUUGAGGGAUGAGGGACCCAGGGCCUUCUCCAGCAUGGGAGCUCUAGCCAGGUCCGUGGUGGGUGAUGAGAGUCUUGGAUAGGAACAGUCCCCAGGAUUCAGCCAGUACCCCAGAAGAUGUGAAUGUUGCAAAUCCGACAGUUCUGCCUCCAAGUUUUUUUUGGCUCCCACUAGCCUUGACCACUUUCCUGUUUCCUUUCAGGAGCCCGCUAGGUGCCAUAUUCAUCCGCCAGCAUUCUUCACCACCAGGUCCCUCUGCUUUAACCCUAUUCCUUUUGUUCCAUUUUUCUGGGUUCUGUUUUAGUCAGGAAUAGUGACAGCAAGUUAUGAGAAGCAAGAGAGAUUUAGGGGAAAAAUGAGAAUAAUAACAGGCUCAUUGACCCACCUCUGACUUUCAUAUUUAAUUUUGCAUAAGCCUACAUAAACUUUAAGCAAAACCACAGCUGGGUAUCCUGUUGUUCUCAGAAUAUGAGUAGGCCUUUAAUGAAAACCUACUUUAAAAAAAGAUAACAGCCAGGCGCGGUGGCUCACGCCUGUAGUCCAAGCACUUUGGGAGGCUGAGGCAGGCGGAUCACCUGAGGUCAGGAGUUUGAGACCAGCCUGGCCAACAUGGUGAAACCUCAUUUCUACUAAAAAUACAAAAAUUAGCGGGGCGUGGUGGCACGCACCUGUAAUCCCAGCUACUCAGGAGGCUGAGGCGGGAGGAUCGCUUGAACCUGGGAGGCGGAGGUUACAGUGAGCCAAGAUUGCACCACGCUCUCCAGCCUGGGCAACAGAGUAAGCCUCCAUCUCAAAAAAAAAAAAAAAAAAAAAACCAGUCCUCUUCAGUGGCCUCAUUAGCAAGAGACAAAAUGUGAACAGGGCCGGAGACAGUGGCUCAUGCUUGUAAUUCCAGCACUUUGUGAGGCCGAGAAAGGCAAAGUGCCUCACUUCAGCCCAGGGGUUCGAGACCAGUCUGGGCAAGAUAGUGAAACCCCCGUUCCUCCAAAAAAUAUAGAAAUUAGAUGGGCGUGGUAGCGCACCUGUGGUCGCAGUUAAUUGGGAGGCUGAGGUGGGAGGAUCACUUGAGCACAGGAGGUCGAGGCUACAGUGAGCCAAGAUUGUGCCACUGCACUCCAGCCUGGGCAACAGAGUAAGACUUUGUCUUAACCAAAAAAAAAAAAAAGUGAACAGAAGACUAUACUAUACUACAAGAAGAAUGUCUCCAGGACUAUGCAGAAUCUUCAUGAUGAUAGCCUUCUAUAUGGUAGUAUUUUCUGGGGGAAAUGUGAACACAGUGGCCCUUGGCCACUUACCUAAUUUGGUGGGAAAUUAAAGUAUGAAUAAUGAGAAAGCAAGUUUUCCCACCCUACAUAUUUUGUUAAAGAACACUUAGCUAGAAUAUUUUUUAAAAAAAGAAAUAAAAUGAGAAACCAAGGGAUCUGAGACCCAAAUCUAGAGUUAGAAAUUGUAGUUUCUAGGUUGGUCUCUGCCCUGGAAUUCCUUUUGAGGUUCCAUUUGAGUCUGUGCUGCUCAGUUUCUCACUUGUUAAAGGAUAAUUUGAUUGCCACUAUGGUGUUAAAAUACUCAUGAUGGAAGAGUGUUUUAUUUUCCAGAGAUCAAAAUUCCAAUGUUGGGGCCAGGCGUGGUGGCUCACGCCUGUAAUCCCAGAACUUUGGGAGGCUGAGGCAGGCAGAUCACUUGAGGUCAGGAGUUAUAGAGACCAGCCUGGCCAACAUGGCAAAACCUCGUCUCUACUAAAGAUACAAAAAAACUAGCUGGGUGUGGUGGCACAUGCCUGUACUCCCAGCUACUCAGGAGGCUGAGGCACAAGAGUUCCUUGAACCUAGGAGAUGGAGGUUACAGUGAGCCUAGAUCAUGCCAUUCCACCCUAGCCUGAGCAACAGAGAGAAGCUGCGUCUAAAAAAAAAUAAAAUUCCAAUGUUGGGACCAUAAACAUUUCAAUCACUGUAUUUAUUUUUAUUUUCAUUUUUAUUUAUUUAUUUAUUCUGAGACAGAGUCUUACUCUGUUGCCCAGACUGGAGUGCAGUGGCACAGUUUUGGCUCUCUGCAACCUCCGCCUCCGAGGUUCAAGUGAUUCUCCUGCCUUAGCCUCCCGAGUAGCUGGGAUUACAGGCGUAUGCCACCAUGCCCAGCUAAUUGUAUUUUUAGCUGAGACAGGGUUUCACCAUAUUGGCCAGGCUGGUCUCGAUCUCCUGACCUCACGUAAUCCGCCCACCUCAGCCUCCCAAAGUGCUGGGAUUACAGGUGUGAGCCACCGUGCCCGGCCUCAUUUCAAUCACUGUAAUUAAAAAGUUGAUUUCAAGUGGCACUAAUAUUCCAGGAGCCCUACGAUGUUCAAUUCCAAUCCACAUGAUGUGAAAAUUCAGAAAGGCUCUUAGGUUUCUAGGUUGGGAGAAAGUGGACUUCAGUAACUCCGCUCUUUGGGAGAUUGUUUCUAGCUCAUGUCAGCUCAACCUUAGGGAGCCCAUGAAAGAAAACAAGUUGCCUGAGGAUCUUUAGAGUCAGUCAAGUUCAUUAUAGCCUGAAGGUAAGACUGUCUUUCAAUAGCCAUUCUCAGCUCACUACAUUAGUAUACCAACAGUCUGGGCCCUUCUUACUUCCUCCUAUUUCAAAUGUCACCAUUGCAGUGUGUUUAUUCCAUGGGCUUAGCAUAUAGGGUAUUUUUUGGUCCCUGCUUACCUGGCACAUGGCCUAAAUGCCAUUACUCUUGGCCUCACCAGGGUGUACAGGUUGCUCAUAAACCAAAUCAAGAUGUAAACAACAGCUGGAUUCUUAUUUUAAAAGAGUCACAUGAUUCCAGGGGGAAAUCAGCUUUCAGGCCUUUGCCUCACAUUGGAUUUGGUCUGUAGUUUCCCCAUAUAGUGCCAGAAAGCUGCAUGAUUACUAGAGUUUGAGUCAGAUACACAGAUACACAGGCAGUCACAUGUCCACAGUAUACAGUGACCUCACUGAGCAACUCAUGAUUCCAGGAUGUUGGGAAAUUGACUUGCUGGAGGAGCUUGUCCUUGUUCCUUGUAAUGUGGGGAUGUCAGUGGUUUAUAUGAUUUAGCAGUAAAUUCUGAUCUGAAUUUCAAAACAAUUGGGCAGUUGCUCAAGGGGACAUCGGAACAGCAGAUCAUCUGCUUGCCAAAGAUGGGGCAGUCCACAGAGCAGCUUGAUCCCCGAACUAAUUCAUGGGUUAAAAUUAGAUUUCCUUGUAUCUCAAAGACAGUUAUCUUGGAGAAGGCAACAUUUUCAAAGGCACUAAGGCUUUCAUUGCCCUUAGUGAAUGUAACAGGAAGGUUCUCCAGGCCAUUUUUCACGUAGCCACCUGUGCUUCUUAGCUCUGCCUUUCUAUAUAUACCUGGCUGCCAUUCCCACUUUGUCUCACCUAAGUUCUGGCUUCUGGGUCUAGUGAACAGGUUAGAGUCAAGGGCCUAACAUUCCAGUCCCAGUUUGGCCGUGGGACAAAGCAAUCAUCUGUAUAAUUGGAAGACAGUAUUAAUAGGUAUAUCAGAAUAACGCUUUUUUUUUUUUCUGGGUCACUUAAGGACAGUUCCCAUGGGUCCUUGGAAAACAGUUUAUUCUGCUGGAGGACUAUUUGCACAGAGCUUAAUGAGAUAUUCACACAGAGCCUAAUAAAAACUUUAAAGUCAUUCACCAUUUGUCCUAUUCUGUGUAGUUGCACUUCACUAAGCAAAUACAGUGUAGACUUUGAAUAUCUGGUCUGGUUGAAAAAAAUCAAAUGGGAACAAUUCACUUUACAAAGAUUUAAUUUUGAACUCCGCUAGUGCAUUUAAUUACCUAUUUGUUGAAUGAAGUUUAUUUGAAACAAUCUGUCAACUGUUUUUGUUUUUGUAGCAGACCAGGAUCAUGCUCUUUAAGUAGACAGAGAACUUCAGAUAUUAAGGUGUAGAAUUGAGAAACAUUCAUUGUCAUCAUCUCAUUCCAGUUCCCCUUCUUUCACAAAAGAAAAGUUAGGCAUUCAGUUGAAGGGAUUCUUGAGGGAAGUAUUUAGUUCUUUCUGGUUUGCUAGACAUCAUAGUCUAACAAUAUUUUCUUCUUUCCCCAUGCCCCAUACUAAUUUCCCAGUAAGAACACCUGUAAGCCAAAGUGGCUCCAUCAUUCUCAAAUGACUUCUUAGAACUACCCAUUUGUAAGAGAUACUGUCUUGAAAUCCAGAAAUUUUAUUAUGCCCUGCCUUCUUCAUUCAUUUUCUCCUCAUAGUUAUUUUUACAUCAGUCUGUCUGACAGAGAAGAAAACUGAAGGUACAAGGCAUUUAUUUUGGGGUGGAGGUUUGGGGGCUGAGGAGGGAGGUGUCUAGCCCCUCCUGAGGAGCCUAUAAGCAGAGCAGUCAAGCCCAAGCUUUGGGUUUAAAUUCAAACCUGGCAUUUACUAGCCAUGUGACCUUGGACUAUGCUUUGAACCUAUUUGAUCCUGGGUAAACUGAGGAUAAUAUGUAACAACAUACAUCAGAGAUUUGUAGAGGGCUGAAACUCAACACACUGUCUGGAACGGGAGUAUUCAACAAAUCGUUGCUACUGUUACUAUUAUUGUCUGGGAAGACAACACUAUUUUUGAGUUAAGGUCAUUCUCUUGCCACAUGACACUGCUGUGUUCUCUAGCACUUAGUAGACCCCCUAUCCCUUUGGUUUAAAAAUGUAGCUGUUUCAUUUUUAUCCCUACUUAUCCUGUUACUUAACCAAGGUGAAACUAGGUAUGUAUAUAUGAAGGUAACAAUUUGUAAUAUGGAUGCCAGUUUUAAAUUUAAUUUCAGAAAUUCUGUACAAAAAAACCUCAUGCUUAGGCUAAUUUACACUGGGAACACUCUAGGUUAAGCCAUAAAUUUUUACUGAAUGUUAACAAUUUUUAACUUUAAACUAAUUUCCUUAAUAUAA
This is a messenger RNA of Gorilla gorilla gorilla (western lowland gorilla), 8880 nucleotides long. It is a transcript of the gene AP4S1, whose product is annotated as adaptor related protein complex 4 subunit sigma 1. Lineage: Eukaryota; Metazoa; Chordata; Mammalia; Primates; Hominidae. Gene Ontology annotation, biological process: protein transport. The transcript is spliced from 6 exons. The record is from RefSeq and is a predicted model, not a curated record. Bases 391 to 870 code for a protein of 159 amino acids.